AUGAUAUCAGUCCUGCUUCACCCGACCAAGUUGUUUGCAAGCUCAUCGCUCGACGUCCAGUUCGUGGUGCUGAGUCUAGCGUAUGUUGUAUUCUGCUUUAUUCUUCUUGGAGUGUGUGCGUCGGACUAUCUAUGCCCCACGGUUUCGACGAUAACUGGAGCCCAGUCUUCAACAGCUACCCGUUCUCGCGGUGUGCUUGCAGCAGUGCUUUUGGCCUGGUGCAACUCUUCACCAGACUUGAUCACCAACUUCAUGAGCUGGACGUCUUCCAACGCUCCAGCACUCUCCGUGGGCGAAGUUUUGGGCUCUUGUGGGUUUAUCCUAUGCGUUGUACAAGGUGCAUUGUUCAUAGUCAUGAGCCCAUUGGGAACUCAGCUUGAGCCCAACCACGCUCUACACUUGCGACACGAUCUGGCAUUUGUGCUUGCUGCUGCUGCAAUGAUGCUCUACGUUAGUUUCCGCAACGAAGUGACACUACUGAACUGUUUGGCUAUGCUAGGACUAUACUCGGGCUAUAUUGCGUCAAAAACCUGGGGCUGCAGUGACAGCAAUGAGUUGUCGUUAGAGCUCUCAGCUCAGGCUCCAGUAUCCGGCAGUAACAACGAGUUGGAACCAUCAACGCUAAAAUUCAGUGUUCUGAGCGCUCUGGAUUACACGGCGCUGUACGCAGCGAUGCAGCAACCUAAGGGACCAUUGACUGACGAUCUCGACGCUAUAACACUACAAACGCUGGAAGCUCAUCAUUCCGAUGCCCAGUAUGUGGCUCCAAGAUCCUUGAGUGAGCCUCCAAACGGUUCACCACAUCUUGCGAAAAAUGCUGAUCUCAACACUGUAGUGGCUCACUCGUCACCAUCCACAUUCGAACGCUACCGGGAUAAUGAGGACAUGGCUCCAGCAAAUGACGCCUACUAUGAUGACAACGAUGUUUCUCCCAUUGCAUACAGCGAUACGUUGCGGUCAAGACUUUUACGAUUACGCGAAGGAGCGCUAUUCUUAUUUGCACCACAACUUCUUAACUUCCGUGCACUACCGAUGUAUUCCAAAGUCCUGGCCAUUGCAAUGGUGCCCUUAACGGUGAACCUACGGUUGACCUGUCCACAAUUUGAUGUUCUGCUGCGAAGAAGUACCGUCUCUGCUAACAGGACCAUUCUCGAGCCAAAAACUCUAGCACUACUGCUGGCACACUCUGUGUGUGUUCCUGCGUGCACACUCCUACUUGUGGGCGUUUUGGUCGAUUCUCAGAUACCUUGGUGGUCAAUCCUGGUAUGUGGUUUGGUCACUACUGGGCUGCUCUCAUCAACAAUUAUGUUUCGCUGGCAAGUGGCCCAGGUUAACCGAUUUUCGCUACAUGAUACCGAACUGCAUGACAGCAGGGCAGCUUAUAAGCUCGGGGUCCUGGAACAGUAUUUCGUAACGGUGCUCAAUAGCCUGGGGAUCAUUAAUUGCGUGCUGUGGAUAGCAGUUUUCGCCAACGCACUAGUGGAGGUGAUGGUGACUUACCAGCAUCUCACCAACAUCUCUGAAGGCGUACUGGGCCUAACCAUUUUCUCAUGGGGCAACUCUGUCAGCGACCUUGUGUCAAACGUCGCAAUGUGCAAGUUGCAUCUCAAGAUGGGUUCGCAGUCGCGGGACGAACAAGUACAACUAGCGUCCAGGUAUUUUUUCAUUGCGCUGAGCGCAUGUCUCGGUGGCAUUCUACUCAAUAUUCUCAUCGGUGUAGGCUUGAGUGGCUUCAUCUCGAUGUCGAUGAAUGCUAAUGGCAACGGUAUGGAUUCCACGAAAAUAUGGUUGUUCCGGUCAGUGUCUAUACAGAGCCAUGCCCCAGACUACAAGUUCAUUAUUUCUUCAGCAUUCAUUCUGGUACAGAAUGUCGUGCUAUUGGUGGUGUUUUCAGGCGCAGACGUGGUUUCGAAGUGGGUGACACGAUAUUCUCGCUAUGUCGGGAUAAUGUUCUGUUCUUGGUGGGGGCUCGCAACUCUUGUAAGUGUUAUCAUUGAAGUUACAGCCAGUACAAGCAGCGCAAUCAGAUAG
Molecule: messenger RNA, 2031 nt
Organism: Lachancea sp. 'fantastica'
Lineage: Eukaryota; Fungi; Ascomycota; Saccharomycetes; Saccharomycetales; Saccharomycetaceae
Source: the annotation of a GenBank genome assembly